UGAUUAUGAUUCAAUAUAAAUUAAUCAUUAAAUCAUUUCAGGUUAGUAAUUGAAAGAAAAUGAUCUCUCGUGAUUAUCAACAACUGAAUAUAUCAAUUGCUUGGCGUAAUCUUAGCUAUGAAGCUAAAGAUUUAUUUUUUAAUCGAAAAUUAAUUCUUCGACAAUUGAAUGGCCAUCUCGAAUACCAAAGUUUAAAUGGAUUUCUCGGCCCAAGUGGUGCAGGUAAAACAACCUUAUUGAAUUGCCUAAAUGGUACGUUACGAUCUGGUAUGUCUUCGAAUUCAGAAAUUUACCUAAGUCUGCAAGAGCAACAGACACCUGUGAUUCGCAUGAUUGAACAACAUGUUCAUGAAACUAUCCUGAACCAAAUGACUAUUCGUCAAGUGCUCUACUAUGCUUUCCGGUUCAAAAAUGAUCGUCGACAUUGGUUCGAGAUGGAUCGACACAUUACUAAAGUAUUAAGUGAACUUUUGCUGGACGAAAGUAUUUUGGACAACAAAUUCAAAUUGUGUUCGGGUGGUGAACAAAAAAGAGUAGCCAUAGCUCAAGAACUUAUGUCAUUGCAACAACCAAGCUUUUUGUUUGUAGACGAACCGACUACGGGUUUGGACAGUAAUUCGGCCUUAUUGGUCACACAAUGUCUACGAAGAUUAGCUGACCAUAACAAUCGUCUGACCAUUCUAGUGUCAAUUCAUGCACCAAGUUCGGAUAUUUUAAAUCUAUUCGACAAACUUUAUAUUCUCUCGAAAGGUGGCGUCUGUAUAUAUUCAGGUGAACCAAAAAAUUUGCGAUUCAAAUUGGAAUCAAAUUGUCAUCGUGAAGUGAAUGAAGAAAAACCUGCAAUAGAAGAAUAUCUAAAAAUUGCAUGCUAUGGAAUUGACAACGAACUUGUUCGCCAACUGGCAGAUACAACAGUUAAUGAUGAACAAAUAACAGAACCAUUAUCUCAAAUCCGUGAACGAUUGAAAUUUUUGGAUCGAGGAAUUCGAAGAAAUCGCAAAUCUUUAAGCAUGGGCGAUUUAUUUCUUCAAUUAUAUAGAAUGUUUGAUAUUUUGUUGAUCACUGAAUAUGAAAAAUUUAUCAUACGGAUUGUUCUGCUAACAGUAUUAUCGAUAAUACUAAAAUCUGCAUUCAAUCCACGAAUGGUUCAACCGGAAACUUGUGUACCGAUCUAUGAAUAUGAAAAUGGAUCCUAUUCCAGAUGUUUAGAUAAAUUAAAUGAUGAAGAUUACAAUACACAGUAUAAAGCAUUUCUGGGGCAUUGUACUUUGGAUUUUUCUUUAAUUUUAAUUAUCAUGAACAUCAUAUCAUUUCUGCAAAUUUUCAAAGUUUUUCGUAAUGAACAUCGUAAUCAAUGGUACAGUUUGGGAGCAUUUUACAUCCCCUUUUCAAUCGUUUGUUUCAUCGAAUUUUGUUUUAUUUCAUCAUAUAUUGUCGUGCUAUUAUAUUUUCUAAUCGAUCAUUCAUAUGUUGAUGGACAUCAAAUCAAUUGGCGUCGUUUAGGCAACAUGAUCUAUUUUCGAUGGAUGUAUGAUCUUUACCUGCAAAGUUUUGCCUUAUUAAUGAGCAUAAUAUUUUCAGAAAAUUUUAACGUAGCAUUAAUUGCUGGGGCAUUUACUGCACAAGCACUUCAUGUUUUUAGCGGUUCACUUUAUAAUCUGGAACAAAUAGAAAAUCCCGCAAUGAAAAUAUUAGCUAAUAUUCUAAAUUCAAAAGUACCCGUCAAUGGUUGGCUAUAUUCAUUUUAUGUUUUGGAUCGUUGUGAUUCGGAGAAAGAAAUUUCUUAUAUAAUGCUCGAUUAUGGUAUCGAUACGACUAAAAUCUAUAGUGAUGUACUAAAAAUCUUGACUAAUAUUGUAUUGCUUCGAAUAAUAACAGUUAUCAUAAUGUUUUUUCGAUUCUCAGCUGACUUAUCGACAAAAAGAUUUUUACAAUCAAAUAUCGAUAAAUUAAAACCAAUAAGUUUUAAUACAGCAAUCGAUUCCGGUUCUGAGAAUGUUAAUAUCGAUAAAUCAGAUGUAACUCGAAGCAAAGGAAUUGAAGAACUUGAUUUUGAAAAAUUUACACGAGGUAAAAUUAUGAUCGCAUGGCGUUAUGUUACAUUGUUUGCCACAACAUCAAUAUAUGAAAUACGUUCUGCUAAAGAAAUUAAACCUGAUUCUAAGCUAAUAUUAAGAAAUUUAAAUGGUCAGUUUAGAUUCGGAACUUUGAAUGCAUUGAUGGGACCUUCAGGUGCAGGCAAAACAUCAUUAUUGAAAGUAUUGAAUGGUCAAAUGAAAACAAGAUUAAGCGUAGAAAGUGAAUUCUUUAUAACCAAAUAUUGUCCAACUCGAGUAUGUUAUAUAACGCAAGAAGUGUCUGGCCAUUUGAUGCCAGGUCUCACCGCAUUACAAAGUUUGAUCUAUGCAUCUAGAUUGAAAAAUGCUUUUGAAUCAUCUUUAGUCAAUCACGAAAAAAUAGCCAGAAAUUUAUUGAAUGAACUGGGCAUGGCUGAUUCUGCUGACACUUUUGUUCAGAAAUGUUCCGGUGGAGAACGAAAAAGAUUAGCUCUUGGAUUAGAAUUGACCAGUCUUCGAAUGCCGAAUCUUAUCUGUAUUGAUGAACCAACCAGUGGAUUGGACAGUAAUUCGGCUGAAGUUGUAAUCGCUUGUUUACAUCGAGUAGCACAGCAGCAUAAUCUUACCAUAAUUGCAAGCGUUCAUCAACCAAAUUUCGAAAUUUUGAUGAUGUUUGAUCAUCUAUACGUAUUGGCUAAAGGAGGUGUAUGUGUGUAUUCAGGAAAUCCAACAAACAUUAAACAAUAUCUUUCAGAAAUAUUCAAAGAUGAAAUGAUAAAAAAUGAUGCAUUUCCCGUAGAAAAAUUGAUUAAAUAUUCUUGUUUGAAUCAUUCGAAUCCUUUAAUUCAGAAAUUAGCCACAAAAGCUGAUGAAAUAAUUUUACAAGAAAAUCUAAAUGAGGAUACUAUAUUGGUCAAAGAUGGUAUACAAACGAAUAUGAAUCGUUUUUCAUUACGACAUUCGUUGAUUUUGAUUCGCCGAUAUUUUACCUUUUUCAAAGGUUAUCAAUGGCUUCCAUUUUCAAUUUUCACAUUUUUGUUAAUUUGGCAAGGUAACAAUCUUCGAUCAAUGUUCAAUGCAAAGAUUGCUGAGCCAAAUGGAUGUAUCGAUUGGGAUGAUGAUUAUAAUAAUACUUGUAAUGAUAAUGAGAAAAAUGACGAAUUAUUUAAUCUUAAACUUAAUUUUGUUCGCAAUUAUGCAAUACUAUUUACUGAAACUUUAUUCCUAUUGUUGCAAACAUCAUUUAUUUUUAAUAAAGAUAUUCCAUUUUUCUGGAACGAACAUCGUAAUGGUUGGUACAGUGCCGGUGUAUUCUAUUUAACACGAAUCAUAAUCGAAUGGAUACAGAUAAUGGCAGUAUUAGUCAUAUUCGAUUAUAUAAUUGAUAUUUAUGAACCAAUUCAAUCAGGAAUGUAUUUUUGGCAAUGGUUUUUUCAUUUUAUGGCAGCCAUUUCUAUGCAAGGUGCCGGAUAUCUAUUUGCUAUAAUGACAAAUGAUGAAGGUGAUUUCAAUACAUUGGCUAUUUUAUUGGUCGGUUUGGGAAUAUUGAAUGCACUAUUGUCUAAUGGCGGUACACCCAUAAAACAAUUACAUUAUUUUUAUCAAUUUUUAUCAAACAUUUCACCAUUACGAUUCGCAAUCGAAGCAAUUCUGGUACGUUUAUAUGGUUUUGGCCGUUGUCUACCUCGACAAACAUCAGCAUUAUUAUAUAAAUUACGUAUUGAUAAUGAUGAAUAUUUUUAUCAUUGCAUCAUAAUGAUCAUUAUGAAUGUUAUAUUCUAUCAUUCAUUAGCAUUGACAGUUUUAUUGAUCAAAUCGAAUCCAUUUAAUCGACGUCGACAUCGCGCAGAAAAAAUUCUUGAACAUCAUCAAAAACUUGAACGAAUUAAUGUCGCUAUACCUGGACUUAGUUGUCAUCAUGAAUUUACAAUUAGACAAAUUCAAAUUUAAUCAUCAUCAAAAAUUUUAUUGAUAAGAAAUAAAAUGUUAAUCAAACUGGCAUAGUAAUAUUAUUAAUAGA
This is a messenger RNA of Dermatophagoides pteronyssinus (European house dust mite), 4077 nucleotides long. RefSeq lists its product as uncharacterized. NCBI's taxonomy places the organism in Eukaryota, Metazoa, Arthropoda, Arachnida, Sarcoptiformes, Pyroglyphidae. Gene Ontology annotation, cellular component: membrane. Gene Ontology annotation, biological process: transmembrane transport. Gene Ontology annotation, molecular function: ABC-type transporter activity; ATP hydrolysis activity; ATP binding. The record is from RefSeq and is a predicted model, not a curated record.